Messenger RNA from Cephus cinctus (wheat stem sawfly), 841 nucleotides. RefSeq lists its product as uncharacterized. The transcript has 2 exons. Lineage: Eukaryota; Metazoa; Arthropoda; Insecta; Hymenoptera; Cephidae. Bases 169 to 654 code for a protein of 161 amino acids. The record is from RefSeq and is a predicted model, not a curated record.
AGUUACAGGAUGUUACUGUUAAAGUAGAAUAAAAUUUAUCUCGGUUUCCAUCGUGACGAUAAGAGAUCGCAGUUUCCAUUUAUCACUUAUUAUUGCUGUAAGCGUAGGUCGAGGUUGCGGCGAUUUAAAUCUCUGAAAGGUCAAAGAUGGCCGCCAACAAAUUACGUGAUGCCCAUUGAAAUAGUUGGUACCGAACAGUUUUUUAUCGUUGACAAGCCUCACCUUGAAAAUCACAGUUUUUUAAACACAUCGUUUAUACAUAAUUGUUUAACAUGCUACCAAUGUAAAAGUGUAUCAGCUACCAGUUCUUGCAUUACCAAUCCUGAGGAAUCGGCGGUUUGUGAAAAAACCUACUGUACCAUUUUCAGACGCGAGCUUCAAGAUCCUGCUGGACUCGUCAUUGCCUUCUAUAGAGCCUGUGAUGAUUUUCCACAGUUCUUAAAUACGGUCGUCGACACGCCGUUCCAUAAAACGUAUUAUCGUGCAUGUACCAGUGAUCUUUGUAACGAAGGAAAUGGAUAUGAUGAAUUUUCUGUUUACGAAACAGAUGAAUUUGAUUCUAAUAUUAUAUAUGUUCCUGGGAUAGGAUCAUUUGGAAAUACCAUUGUACCUACAUUUUGGAUUGUCUUUAUAACUGUGUUGAGUCACUUUUGAUACAAUAAUACUACCUUGUUUGUGUGUUAAAUUUCUCAAAUAUUGUAAAAACACUGGAUUUUAAAUGUUUAAAAAGAAUGGGGGAUCAUAAUAAUAAAACGAGAUAUUAUGUUUAUUAAUAUAUAAUAAUUUCUUCCUUGCUUUACUUAAUGGCUUUAUUUAUCUCUUAGGGGAACAUGUGUGUUAG